This is a messenger RNA of Gasterosteus aculeatus aculeatus (three-spined stickleback), 421 nucleotides long. Lineage: Eukaryota; Metazoa; Chordata; Actinopteri; Perciformes; Gasterosteidae. The record is from RefSeq and is a predicted model, not a curated record.
AUGAAGAAGAGGACCCAAACGACGGUUUCUGGCGAGGGCGACGCGGCGUCGAGCCACCCGGACUACACCGCUUUCGUCCUGGUGCCCGUGUUCUUCCUGCUGGGCCUGCUGGGGGUGGUGAUCUGCCACGUGCUGAAGAGGAAGGGCUACCGGUGCACCACCGACCAUGGCGAGGAGGAGGUGGAGGAGGAGGAGGAGAAGGAUCCCGAGCUGGGCGGAGACAUGAAUGACACCCUGAGUGAAAACAACGACACCGUCGGCCAGAUCGUCCACUACAUCAUGAAAAACGAAGCAAACUCCGACGCCCUGAAAGCCAUGGUUCAUGAGAACAGCAUAGACUCCGAUGGGUAAGUGUCCCGUCCAUCUCAACCACCAGAUGGCGGCGUAAGCCUCCUUGUGAGAGAGAGAGAGGGAGAGAGGG